ACCAUAAACCAACAGGAUCUGCUGUAUGUCUUCUAUUGUUGUUUAUGUUAUGUCUAAACAGAAAGUGUGUGUAAAUAAAAGAGUGUGAGGGUGUAUGGCAUAUGAGAUAAGUAAUUGGUGGUUCAUUCUACUGUUGCGACCCCUGAUAUGGCAGGGGUUUCGCAAAAGGAAAGUGGGUGUAAUCCAAAUAACUGUCCUGUCACAAAAUGUCUCUUAAUACAGUCUUCUCUUAAAGCACAAAUAACUAUAAUGACAGACAAAAUGAAUGUACACUACUAUUGUGAAAAACAUUUGGUCCACUGAAUAAAUGCAUUAUUUCCAUUCUAGGUCAUGGUUCCUAGCAACAAUUUGCAGUCCUGCACAUUUGCUGAAGCCACCCAAAGUGGUCUUCAUGAUUCAUUAGUGGAUGUCAGUGGGCUCUGCACAGGCUGGAUUGCCCAGACCACCAGCACAACUGCUCUCCAGCCUUUGAGCCACUGGAGUCCUCCAGACUGUCAACACCACGACCCUGCCAUUCCGUCCCACGCCGAUAUGUACGUCCAGCCAAUCUGUCCUGGUUACACUGUGGUGGGCUCUUCCCCCAUGCUGACGUUUGCUCACACACCUCUCUUCACCAAUCUUGCGACUGUGAGCACUUCCAGCUCUGUCCUGCCGCAGGUAGAGGUGCCGGAUUCCUCCUUGACGUACAUUCCUUGGGCUCAGCCUUUAUCCACUAUCCCGGGCCCUGUCAUGCAGGGCUCUUCGGCCCUGUCAGCCCCCCAGCUCUUUCCAGUGCCUCUGACCUUGCCAGUCCUCCCACCAGAACCUCAACCUCCACAGGUGGAGCCUCAGCAGGCCCCUGAGGGCACGCUGGCCCUUGAGAAACUGUUGGAAGACGAUGGGGUCCACAAAGAAAGCUAUAUCUGCAAUUCCUCGCUGUUUGCAGAGGACAUUUAGCAUAUUGGUGCAUUAGCACUCUUUUCGCGCAGCUACUUAUGACCAUGCACACAUUGUAAUAUAUCAGACAAUACAGUUGUUUAAACAACGCUUUUACAAUUUAACGGGAAUUUUAUUUGAGGGUCUGAAAAUGCAAACUUUUACGUUUUUUUAAAUGAAGUUUAUAAACUAUAUUCGAGAGGAUCACAUGAUUAUGAUUGACCACAGCUGGUCCCGCAUCAGCUAAUGCAUGAUUCACCAAACAGAUGAUUCUUAACUCCUUUUAAAUAACCAGAGUUUCUCAUUUCAGUUAUUUUUGUCUUAAAGAAUCCCCCCAUCCACCCCUACUCCUCCUUA
Messenger RNA from Danio aesculapii, 1272 nucleotides. Its product is annotated as POU domain class 2-associating factor 1. Gene Ontology annotation, cellular component: RNA polymerase II transcription regulator complex. Gene Ontology annotation, molecular function: POU domain binding; DNA binding; transcription coactivator activity. The record is from RefSeq and is a predicted model, not a curated record. The transcript has 3 exons. Lineage: Eukaryota; Metazoa; Chordata; Actinopteri; Cypriniformes; Danionidae. Bases 331 to 936 code for a protein of 201 amino acids. Gene Ontology annotation, biological process: positive regulation of transcription by RNA polymerase II.